AACUUUCUCCUUAACUGAAUAACCAACUUUUCCCGCCAUUUUCAGAGAAUUGAGCCCUAAGGUAAUCAAUGGAGUCGAAUAUUGCAGCAGUAGUUUCAGAGAGCCCUAAGGCCAAAGAAGAAGCCAAGAACGAGGAGAUCCUCACCGGCAGCGACGGCAACAUCAAGAACAACAAGAAGGCAGUUGUUGUUACUGUAGUUGCUAUUGCUGAUCAUCAUGGCAAGGUUGCUUCCAUCACUUCUUCUGCAAAAACUGAGUCACCCCAAGAGAUUAAGAAGAUGAUGAAGAACAACAAGAAGAAGAAGAACAAGGUUCAAGUCUCCAAUACCAAGAAACCCUUCAUCUUCUAUCUCAAUCUUGCCAAGAGGUACAUAAAUGAGUGCAAUGAGGUUGAGCUCUGCGGCUUGGGGAUGGCUAUUCCUACUGUUAUCACAAUUGCUGAGAUUCUGAGGCGAAAUGGAUUGGCAAUCCAGAAAGGAAUAAUGACAUCAACUGUACUCAGCGCCCAGGAGGAUAAAAAAGGUCGUCAGAUCGAGAAAGCCAAGAUUGAGAUAGUGCUUGCAAAAGCUGAGAAACUUGACACGACCAAUCCGACUGUAACCCCGACGAAGGCUGCUGAUCAGAGUUCAUAACAAAGCAAUAGUAUUUGAAUUUCACUUCUAUAGCAUGAUCUCUCCCUGUUUUCCCCACCUUCUAACUGGAACUGCAGUUGCACGAACAAGGAUCAGUUUGGUUGGAGAUGGUCCAGCUGGACUUUUCUGUAUGGUUUUUCCUUUCAUCGUCCGAGUUAACACUCUAAUGUAGUAUCAAUUUACUGUACAUUGUACACAGCACGUUUAAAGAGAAUGAGUUUCAGAAUCCCUCUCUCUAUUUCUGUUGAACAUCAUUUUGACUUUGAGCAAGGAUAUUGUCCUCUCAGUACUACACAAUGAUCGGCCAAAUUCAUACAGAAGAACUGCUAUUUUCUUAGCGCUGUUAAACAGCUAAGAAAAAUGGUUAUGGCAUAUGAUAAAUAUGACCAUAUAAUUGCAGCAGAAAAAGGAAUAUAAGAUGGAACUAUAUUGCUUACUGGAAUAGCAUAAUGCACUAGGAAAUUAAUCUAUCCAAAUGAAACUCAUUUCAGAGUUGCACUUAAAAGACGGCAAGAUUGACUUGAAAAACAAAAGGGGCAAGGAAAUGAAUAAGGAUGAAAAAUGAAACUCUUUUGACAGUUUCACUCAUAGAAAGUACGAUCAAACUAUAGCGCUGUAAUAAAGAGAAAGAGCAAAUAGUUAAUCUACAGGUUGACCAAUGGCAGAAAGGAAUACAGCUAAAACACUAUUUAGUUGCAUUCAUGAAUUUCAACCACAAAGUAACAUGACAUGGAAAAUCUGAAUCUUGAUGAGUACAUCCUACAAAUGCUGCAGUCUACAUUUCAGUUUCUCUUAAAGAUUCAAUUGUUCUUAGUAAAGCUUCAACAGCUCUGGUGCUUUUGGCUAUGUGCUGGUUAACAGACAUCUUAAGCAGUAGCUUUAUAAAGUGUCAAAUAGUACAGACGAUCCAAAGUCCUUAAUUCAGCCUUCUGAUAUCAAAUCUCAUGCGAAGCCCCUCGAAACAAUCCGCUUCUCUAAGCUCUGAGUCAGAAUACUUGGUUGAUUGGUA
Messenger RNA from Durio zibethinus, 1641 nucleotides. RefSeq lists its product as uncharacterized. Gene Ontology annotation, cellular component: nucleus. The record is from RefSeq and is a predicted model, not a curated record. NCBI's taxonomy places the organism in Eukaryota, Viridiplantae, Streptophyta, Magnoliopsida, Malvales, Malvaceae. Gene Ontology annotation, molecular function: RNA binding.